Molecule: messenger RNA, 3855 nt
Organism: Manis pentadactyla (Chinese pangolin)
Lineage: Eukaryota; Metazoa; Chordata; Mammalia; Pholidota; Manidae
Product: regulator of G-protein signaling 20-like
Exons: 6
Coding region: 3151-3813 (220 amino acids)
Source: RefSeq, a predicted model, not a curated record
AAAUUAAAUCUAAUUUCAAAGUCCAUUCUAACUGUGAUUUUAAUUCUAAAGUCUCUCAGAAAUUUAUGGUGAAAAAGUACUUUAAUUCUACCAUGGAUGUUCCCUUUAUGAAAUGAAACUACUUAGCCAGGUGAAUGAAAAAUUUCAAUUUGCCUUCUAAAGGAAUGAGACUUUGUUUAUAUUGAUUUGGGGUGUGGUGGUUUUCUCCUUCUGCAUGAUUCAAUAGCCAACAUGAUUAAUUAGGGAAGUGGGCAUUCCCUCAGAAUGAAGUAUUCCCUAAGUCUUUUGAAUCCCUAAGGAGCAGUUCUUUCCGGAAUGUGGAUUCCAAGAUUAUUCCAUUUUGUGGCUAAUGUUACUGAAACCCUCAGAAUGUCACCUAGAAUAUCUGGCCUACAAGGAAGAUAGGUCUUUCUGGAGGAAUCAGCACCGCAGCAGCUGAAGUUCUUUCUGCAGAUAACUUUUCUCAGAUCGAAUUUCGUGGCUGCAUUUAUACUCUGUAGCUCUGUCCUUGCCUGAAGAGCCAAAGGAAGUCAAUGGAUUUCAGCACCCUACACCUAUAAUGCUGCCCACUCCCGCUAGUUAGAGACUGGUUCUUUGCCGGAUGCGAGUCAGAACUUGGGGCAGCAGGCUUUGUUUCUGGGACUGAGUUCCGGACUUUCAUUCUGCCUGAAUAUUUCAGCUUUUUCCCUCACAAGCGACUCUGUCUUUAAGCACAGGACCGAAUCAAAAUGCCUAAUGAAGCAUACCGGAGAAGGGGCGUACAAAUCACUCAUGUAGAAGGGCUGGGGAGAGAGAAGAGAGGAGUCAGCUGACAGGUUGACAUUCUCACAAAACCACUUGAAAACAUGAGCUGGAGACACGAAUUCUGGGACCCACAAAAGGAGCAUGGAGUUUGCUUUGAGCCCCUAGGAAUUGGGCAUACGUCGGAGAAGAGUGCCUGCCGCUCGCUGUCAGCGUUUUUUGCCUUUUUGAAGCCCUUGAGAGAAGGCAGAGCAGGUAGGCCGUGGAGACUUAAUCAAGCCCUGGGUAGCUCGGGACCCAACCACCUCUCUCCUGACUUCCUCAGCACAGAGUCCUUUCAGCACAGAACACGCGUCCGCUGAGGUUCCUGAAUCGCGCUCGAGGCCCACUCCGCAGCGACUGCUGGCGUGCCAUGGCACGCAGGUAAGCAAGGGUUAGCCGGGACCCUCUCACGUCAAGCUGCUCCGCGGCGGCCCAACCCCCACCCGAACCCCGACCCGAGGGGCUAGUCUCGGCCGUCCUGUCCAGCCAGACAAACACUUGGUGCCAAGGCUGUCUCUGAGCACUUCCCAAAUCUCUCAUUCCCCCCUCAAGUGAGCUGUCGGCACUUCUCCAGUGGCCUCCCAGGCUCUCAGCUGCAACCCCUAGGAUAAACGCAGUCGGCCGAAAGGCAGGUGAAGGAAAAGAAGCAUCUGAAUUGGGAGAACGGACACACUCGAAAAACCACCCCAUUCUCCAGGAAAAGGUAAUAAGGGGAAGCGAAACAGUGUGAACUUAGUCGGAAAUGCAAACUACACUUCACUGUCUCCCUGGGCGCAUACAAACGACUAAAAGACAAAUCAGCCAACGCACUAGGCGUCUUCCCAGAAGGGGCCUCAUGAAUGAGAAUCGGUUGCUAGGUUUCCUUCCUCCUGACAAUCGCUUCCCACAAAACUUCCACCGCGAAAGAAAACAAGCAGGGCCUGGCAACUGCAGAGCAGAGGAACCGUGCCAAACCCACGAGGUCGCCCGCGGCUUCUCCCGCCUUCAGGACCCUGGAGAGCGUCCACCGCGCCCAGGGGACCCGCGCCCCGCCCUGAGCGCCUAGUAUCCCGCGCCUCGUCGUCCUGUCACUUUUACUCGCUGCUCCCGCCUCCACCUUCAUUUUUCUUGGCCUCAAACUGUUUCCCAAGUUCUUGUUCACGAAGGGUGGCUCUCUUCCAAGUCUUAUCUAGACGCGCCUCCGGCCCUUCUCGCGCUCCCACUCUCCCUACCCUCUCGGCUUCUGCAGGGUCGGGAGGCUUGGGAGGAAAUGACGUAAUGCUAUUUUUGUGUGUGUCAGGUCAGCCUCCAGCUUCAGCUAGCUCCUUGAGCUUCGGCGCACGGCCCCAGCCGUCUGCCCGUCUUUCCCGAGGGCACAUGGUGCGCUAUAGGGAUUAUAGCUCUCUGGACCCGCAGAGCUGGGAGGCAGAGUUCCUCCGCCACCCUCCGGAUCGACCCUUUUCCCCGGACUUCGGGGCCCCUAGAGACAGAGGGCUGCUGCCAAGGGUCUCAGGGAGAUCAGGAGUCCGUAGUUUCCUCCUCCCCACGAACCACGUGGGGCGUCCGACUCUGGCUGGCGGAGAGAAGUCCUGUCCAGUGCGGAACAACCAGUGACGGAGGAUGCAUCGGGGUGGGACAGGGGCAGAGCUUGGAGAAACACCCUGGGAAAAGGCGGAAGGUAGGGGCUGCCCUCCAGAGGCGGGACCAGUCGGUGCCUUGGCUCUCCAGGGUUCGAAGCGCCGCCUCCGCGCGCCCUGCUCUUCCGCACACCCACACUCGCACCUCCCUCUGCCCCACUUCAUUCCCAAGGUCCGAGUACACAGUCCAGCACAGGGGAGUCUAGUUCGGCCCCAGCACGCGGCAGCAUAGGGAUAGCAGAACGGACCUUGCAGACGCCUGGCUUGGCGCCCACACUCGGUACUUCCUAGUCUCCAGUUGGAGGAGGGGGCUACGGUCUGGGCGCGGAUUGGGUCCCGCGUAUGGCCUCGGGCGACACCGCUCCUCCCCCGCCCCCGCCCCAGUGAAGCGUGCUGCCGCUGGGAGGGAGGAGAGCCCGGGAUUGCCCGGCCCGGGAGAGCGUAGUGAGGUUGCGGGGAGGAGGCAAAGCCGAGCGAGGGGGGCGAGAGGAAAGACCAGGAGCCAGAGGAAGAGGAAAGCCGGUGAGAGCGAUCGGGGGGGGUUAGUAAGGACAGCACUUGGUAUUAUAAUAAAAAUCUGGCACACGCGGGACGCAUGCGCACGGCCGACGGAGACAAGCUGGCCGAACCUUCCCCUCCAACUUCCCCGGUGGACAGUGGAAUCAUGUACCAAGAACAUGAUGCCCGGAGGAGGCUGAAGGCUCGUCCCCAGGAGCAUUAAAGGAGUCUGUCUCCCAGAGGUGCCCGUAGAAUGUGCUCCUAUGGGACCGAAGCGCUCGGAGAUGCGGAGGCAGCCGAUGUCUGCAGCCCUGGACGCCCCGGACUCAGCGGGCACACGUGGGGCGCACAAUGCCUGCUGCUUUUGCUGGUGUUGCUGCUGCAGCUGCUCCUGGUGAGGCGCGGUCUCACGGUUAGAAGCCAAGAGGAACAGAGACACAGGAUGGUGUCCCAUGAGCUCAGAAGAGAUAACCUUCCAACCUGUGAAGAAAGCCCAAGCCUCACCCUGGAAGAAGUCGGCACCUGGGCUCAGUCAUUCGACCAGUUAAUGUUCACUCCGGCUGGAAGGAACGCUUUUCGGGAAUUCCUCCGAACAGAAUUCAGUGAAGAAAACAUGCUCUUCUGGAUGGCGUGUGAGGAACUGAAGAAAGAAGCUAAUAAAAAUGUUAUUAAAGAGAAAGCAAACAAAAUAUAUGAAAACUACAUUUCUAUCCUUUCUCCUAAAGAGGUCAGCUUAGACUCCCGAGUAAGAGAAGUCAUCAACAGGAACAUGGUGGAACCAUCCCAGCACAUAUUUGAUGAUGCACAACUGCAGAUUUACACCUUAAUGCUCAGAGACUCAUACCCUCGGUUCAUGAGCUCUGCUCUCUAUAAAGAUUUGCUUCAGUCCUUAUCUGAGAAAUCAGUUGAAGCAUAGGAUGUUAUCAAAUAUACUUAUAAAUAAAACAAUAAAAGAGCU